Messenger RNA from Aureobasidium vineae, 672 nucleotides. Lineage: Eukaryota; Fungi; Ascomycota; Dothideomycetes; Dothideales; Saccotheciaceae. The record is from the annotation of a GenBank genome assembly.
CUCUGCUGUUCAAGUAUACUGUCGACGGUUAUGGACAGCCGGCGGAGUGCGAUUGUUGUUCCAGAAGUCAUAUUCGCCAUCUUAGCUGGAUCUAUUGUGUUCUGGAGGAUCAUCAACAAUGUAGUCUUGAAGAAGUUGUAUAGGCUCGCUGACCUGCUCAUCUUUUGGCACUGUUCGUUAUCGACACAAUAUGGCUUGGGGAGACACAUAUACGACCCAUCAAUCACACCCGAGAUGCUUGAGACAUGUCUGCGAUGGAUCUGGAUUGGCGAAGCGACAAAUCUCAUAUCGAUGCUCUUCGCCAAACUCAGCAUUGCUGCCUUCCUUUUGUACCUGGAUUUCGCGCCGGGCUACAAGAUCGCUAUGUGGAUUACAGUGGGACUGGUCCUCCUAUGCAAUGGAGCUGUCGCUUUGACGUCGAUUUUCGGAUCCUGCAGCCCGGUAUCUUUGAACUGGAACAUGAAUCAGCCAGGUCAAUGUUGGGAUCCUUUUGUCAACAAGGUCAGCUCUAACAUCGUGACCGACAUUCUAUAUACAUCGGUGCCGAUUUUCUACCUUUCGACAGUCAAGCUGGGAGCGAACGUCCAAUGGGGGUUACGCAUCGUUCUGCUCUUCGGGUUGAUGUAUGUUCUCUCCACUGCAUAUGUGGAAUAUGAGACUAAUAUUGAAUAG